Messenger RNA from Eurypyga helias (sunbittern), 952 nucleotides. RefSeq names its product tripartite motif-containing protein 7-like. The transcript has 5 exons. The annotation marks the transcript as partial. The record is from RefSeq and is a predicted model, not a curated record. Lineage: Eukaryota; Metazoa; Chordata; Aves; Eurypygiformes; Eurypygidae. Gene Ontology annotation, molecular function: zinc ion binding.
UGGAUGCCAAGCAUUCAUGUUCCUCGUCCAGCCCCGGUGAAAUCAGUCCUUGCCCGCAGGAGAGAGGCCAUGGCGGCCGUGUUUCUGCCCGGCAACCUCCAGGAUGAAGCCACUUGCUCCGUCUGCCUGGAAUUCUUCAAAGACCCCGUGUCCAUCGAGUGCGGGCACAACUUCUGCCGGGCGUGCAUCAUCAAGAGUUGGAAGGACUUAGAGAUGGACUUUCCCUGCCCGCAGUGCCGAGAGGUUUUCCAACAGAAGAGCUUCCGACCCAACCGGCAGCUGGCGAACAUGUCCGAAAUCAUCAGCCAGUUCACCCUCCGCGGGGGCAAGGGGGCGGAGGAGGACGGGCUCUGCGCGAAGCACAGGGAAGCCCUGAAACUCUACUGCAAGGACGACCGGAGAACCAUCUGCGUGGUGUGCGACAGGUCCCGGGAGCACCGGCCGCACGCCGUGGUACCCGUCGACGAGGCAUCCGAGGAGUACAAGGAGAAAAUCCAGGGACGCUUGGAUUUCCUGAAAAAGGAGAGGCAAGAGCUGCUGGAGUUCAAAGUGAACGAUGACAAGAAAACCCAGGAGCUCUUGAAAACCAUCGAGAACGAGCGGCAGAAGCUGCUCUCGGAGUUCGAGAGGCUGCGGCAGUUCCUGCACGACCAGGAGCACAUCCUCCUGGGGCAGCUGGAGAAGAUGGAGAAGAACAUUGCCAAGAGGCAGAACGAGAACAUCACCGACCUCUCCAAGGAAAUCACGCUCCUCAACAAGCUCAUCACGGAGCUGGAGGAGAAAAUCCAGCAGCCCAUGCUCGAGUUCCUCAAGGAUGUCAUGAGCAUCAUAAGCAGAAGUGACGACGUCAAGUGCCAGAAGCCUGUGCCAGUGUGCACGGACAUGAAAAUGCACAUCUGCAAUUUUUCCCUCAAAACCGUCGUCCUGGAGAAAGUCUUGAAGAAAUUCAGAG